UUGUUGCAGCGUCCUCCACAUUUACUGCAGACGUCUUUUCGACCAGCUUUCAAUUGAGCAACAAUUUCGCUUGUGCAUAAGCGUGUGGAAUAUAUCAUCAAUAUGUCCGAUACCGUGACCCCGAAACCUCACAAUCCAACCCUCGAAGAGGUCGAAGAUGAGGAAGACCUCAUCCAUCCUCCUCCAUCCGCUCACUUAGGAGACCAUACCACUGCUGGAGCAUCUUCAUCGGCAUCUGCUGAACCGGUCGACAACGAGGAGACCGAUUCCAAGCCGAAGAAACCCGUGGCACCAAAGCUCGAUGUCGCCUCCGAAGAGGCAUUCCCAUCACUGGGGGUCCCGAAAUCCCGAGAGACUCCGAGCGCGACAGCCUGGGGGAAGAGGCCCGCCAUAAGUUCAACCAAUGGAUUGAACGGCUCCGCCAAUGGGGUUGCUGCCAGUCUGGCAUCCAGACUGUCGACCCCUGCCUCGGGCAUGGCGACACCGCUCCCCUCCGCUGCGGGUGGCUCUGUGCUGCAUACCCUCUCCCUUCCGGGGAAGUCAAGCGACAACAUCACGCUCCUUCCGAGCCAAAUGCUUCCCCGUAGCCAGCUAAAGAGACCGAUCCCAGAGAUUAUCCGAGAUAUCAACCGACGCUCGAAGGCUACGGUUCAAAUGAAGCCGGGACAAGUGAAUGGGUCGUAUGUUUUUGAAGGACAAGGCCCUAUUGAGGCCGUUCAACAAGCUCUCCGAGAAGUCGCCAGCCAGGUCGGGAUGAAGCAAUCUUUGAAUGUCAAGAUCCCCGCAUCUCUUCGAGCCCAAAUCAUCGGCAAACAAGGGGCUACUAUUCAGGCUUUGAGUAAGCGUACCGGGGCUAGGAUUCAAGUCCCUAGAACCCACGAGUCGAAUGGACAGCUCGAUGACGAUGAGGAGAUAGAUGUCGUCGUCGAAGGAGAUCCGGUCGCGACGAAGAUGGCGGAGCGCGAGAUCAGGAACAUUGUGGACGAACGAAUAUCCACUGUCAACUGGAAACUUCGCAACAUCGCUCCUGAAUUGUACCCAUUCCUCGCCGGUGCACAUAAUUCUCGAGUCAACGCCUUGCAGGGAGGCAACGGCGUCAACAUCCAGAUUCCUCAUUAUCAGACGUGGGAAGGAGCGCCGCCAAAGUUCGCAGUAGGACAAGGCCCCGCCCUCCCGCAGCAGCCAGCCCAGCCCAUCCAAAUUUCUGGAGAGCGCAAGGCUGCACUGGAAGCUCGGGCCGAAAUCGAACGGCACGUGGAACAAUUGCGCCAACAUCUCACCACUGACCGGGUACCCUUGGACCAGGCGCUUCAUUCCUUCGUGAUCGGCGACAAGGGAAUCUCGCUCCACGACUUUCUGGAAGAGACCGGAUGCGCUGUUGUACUUCCGCCCUCUGAGGAAGCCAGCGAGCUCAUUACUGUCGUUGGGCCGGCGGACCGGAUUGCCAGUGGCUUGAACAAGGUCGAGGAUCUUGCUUCGGGAGUGUUUAUGAAUCCUGUCGACGUCUCCCGUAUGCAUGGAGGAGCUCCAGAUCAUGCAUACAACUUGGCGAGAUACCUCCGAGAGCGACGGGCUGUUGAACAAUUAGAACAACAGCACCAGGCGAGCAUUAUCUUGCCCACGUCCCUGGAUGGGCCCACCACGUUCAAUGUGUGCUCCAAGGACGGCAAAGUGGCUAUGCGGGCGCGGAAAGAUGUCGCGAACAUCGUCACUGGGCAUCCGCCCCAGCGGUUGGCGAAUAUUAACGUCGAUCCGUUCUUCCAUGAGCAUCUUCGCCGUACAGCAGCACCACAGUUGAGGGGUGAACAUGGUGUGCAUAUGAUAUUCCCCGAGCAACGGCAAUCUCCCCAAGUUCUACUCGUGUACGAGGCACCUGGCGAGGCCCAAGGUUAUCAAAUUCCUCGCGAGCAGCCAAGUGUAGCCGACCUCAAGCAAUUCCAAAAAGGACUGGAAGCAACCCAUCGGCAAAUCACUGCGCUUAUCAGUGCUCAGGAACAGGUUGAGACCAAGGAGAUGGAGGCUCAUCCAAGGUUCCACCGCAAGAUUCGAGAUUUUGUCAAUGCCCACCAGAAGCCUUUGUCGUCUACUGCAAUCCCAGCGCGGAUGUUGUCCCCGCAGGAUCUGCCCUCGGGAUGUCAACCGUCACAAAACACCUUCGCUAUUCGCGGUCCUGGAAACACGGUUCAGGAUUUGCACAGCGCAAUUCUCCAGUUCAUUGAAGAAGCAGAGAAGGACGAACAAGAACGGUCAUACACCACCUCCUGCGCGUUUCCGACAAAAUACACGAAUAUUCUUAUCGGAAAGCAAGGAGAAAACAUCAGCAAGCUACGCAAGGAAUUUGAUGUGGACCUCCAACUGAGCAAUGACGGCAAAGUGGAAAUCAAGGGCCCCCAAGCCAAAGCUGAGCGAGCCAAGGCUCACAUUGUGAGCUUUGGGAAGAAGCUUGAGGAUGAGGCCACGCACGUCUUGAAGAUCAGCCCGCAAUUCCACCCUGAGCUGAUUGGCGCCAAGGGUGCUCAAGUCAACAAAUUGCAGGGCCGUUACAACGUCCGCAUCAACUUCCCGAAAUCCGCGGGAUCUGUGGGUGAUAACGUGGAUGCUGGAACUGAGAAUGGUUCCACCAGAACUCGUUCUGUUGCGCCGGAUGAGGUGGUUAUUCGGGGACCGAGCAGGGGUGUCGAUGAGGCCUGCUCCGAGCUUCUCAAUCUCUUGCAAUAUGUGAAGGAUAAUUCACAUAAUGCGACCGUCUCCGUUGCGCAGGAUCAACUUCCUUCACUCAUUGGACAGGCCGGCCGCGAAUUGGAUAAUCUUCGUAUGACCACUGGUGCGAAAAUCGAUGUACCCGGAACGAAGGACGCUCGCGCCGCCUCAGGUCGUGUGGAUAUCAAAAUUCGUGGAACAAAGGCCCAGGUUGAUGCCGCGAAGGAACUGAUUGAGCAGCGCGCUCAAACGUACGAUUCAACGGUCACAAAGACAGUUGACGUUGACCGGAAAUAUCACAAGCUGUUGAUCGGGCCUCAAGGUCAAAAUAUUCGAAAGCUUGUCGUAGCAGCCGGAGGGCCAGAUGGUCCCCGCGAAUGCGCCAGAAUUGUUCGCUUCCCACGAGCCAAUGAGGACCAGCAUGCCGUUCGCGUCGAAGGUGGCGAAACAUUGGUCGACCGGAUCAUCGAGGCUAUCAAUGCGGAAGUUAGCCGCCGACAAAACGAAACCACGGAAACCAUGGAGGUUGCUCCGGAUAAGCAUCGCAUGCUGAUCGGCCGGGGUGGCGAUACUCGACGCAACAUCGAAUCGCGCUUCAAAGUCAUUGUCGACAUUCCUAAGCAGGAUGUGACCGGUCCUGCUCGCUCGCAGAUUCGGAUCACGGGCACACCAGCGGAUGUUGGAGUGGCGCGAUCUCAUAUUGAGGAGAUCGUCAAGUCUCGUGAAGGCGAGACCAUCCAAAUCCCGCGAUGCCACCAUCACGCCGUGGCGGACAAUGGACAGUUGUUCCGCAAACUUCGACGAGACUUCAAUGUUUCGGUCGACCACGAGGGGCACCGCGUACCACCCAAGCCGAAAUCGAAGCCUAGGCCGACCCGGAUCAAUGGAAUCAACAACGAAAAUUCCACGCCGAAUCAGCACACCUGGGAAGUAGUGGAUUCGGCCGCAGAGCCUGAGGGCGAAUCCGGUGACAUCCCCUGGGUCCUUCGCGGAGUGGCAGAUAGUACAACUCAGGCACGCGCCAUUGUUGAGAGAGCGCUUGAAACGGCACAGAAGAGUGGCUCAGUCGGAUACCUCCUGCUACCCGAUCCGCGCUCGUACCGUGUAGUCGUCGGGCCGGGUGGCAAGCAGAUCAAUUCGAUCCGUGACGCGACAGGCACGAGGAUUACGGUGCCUCGAGACCAGGCCAAGGGUGAGCCGGUCGAGAUUCAGGGCAGUCGAGAGGGGGUUGAAGAGGCGAAGGACCUGAUCCUUGAACUGCUCAACGCCAGCUCGUAAGGUGAAGCUAUGGUACUGCAGGAUGCAGUUGCGGUCUGGGU
Molecule: messenger RNA, 4019 nt
Organism: Eremomyces bilateralis CBS 781.70
Lineage: Eukaryota; Fungi; Ascomycota; Dothideomycetes; Eremomycetales; Eremomycetaceae
Product: RNA binding effector protein-like protein Scp160
Exons: 4
Coding region: 103-3978 (1291 amino acids)
Biological process (GO): nuclear division
Cellular component (GO): cytoplasm; nucleus
Molecular function (GO): mRNA binding
Source: RefSeq, a predicted model, not a curated record